AUGUCAGGUCUUAUGCCUUCCGAUGAUGAGGAUGAAUACGGAAACACCAUUCGCCGUGCCCCUGUCAAGUAUCCUUCGCGUCUCAUGAAUCGCUCUCCUUCCCCCGAGCCUCAGCCGGCCAAGGAUUAUAGCUAUCUUAAACCUCUUGGUGUCAAUGAUUAUUCGUCAAGAUUGUCCCCUGAGAGCGAGGAGCGGGAGCGUUUGGAGGAAAUCGAAGAUACCAAGCGAGCAGAAAAGGAGAGAGCUGAAGAGAACGAAGCCGACCGUGUCGCCCAGGCUGAGUUGGACCGUCAAAGUCAGGAAAUUAAGGCAGCCAAUCGCAUGCUUCAGGUCGACUCCGAUCACAAAGCUGUUACAAAGCGUACUACCAAAGUGCUCCGCAAGACAUCUAUCUUUGAGCCAAAGUACGAGGCUGAGACAGGCGAAGGAAGUAGCAAAGGAAUUGGUAAAGGAAUUGGUCGUGGAAAUGCGAAGAAGUGA
Molecule: messenger RNA, 480 nt
Organism: Botrytis deweyae
Lineage: Eukaryota; Fungi; Ascomycota; Leotiomycetes; Helotiales; Sclerotiniaceae
Exons: 3
Coding region: 1-480 (159 amino acids)
Source: RefSeq, a predicted model, not a curated record